This is a messenger RNA of Rotaria socialis, 450 nucleotides long. NCBI's taxonomy places the organism in Eukaryota, Metazoa, Rotifera, Eurotatoria, Philodinida, Philodinidae. The record is from the annotation of a GenBank genome assembly.
AUGACAGGAAAAUAUACCGAAAUAGUGCGUAUAGAACGCAUUCAAAAUGAAACAUGGUAUAUGCAAUAUUUAACACAUCAUUUGGAGUUUAAAUCACGCCUUGGCAUGGACACAGAACAACGUCUGUAUCAUGGGUCUACUAAAGAGGCGGCUGAUGAUAUUGUGAAAUCUUGGUUCAAUCGAAGCUUUGCCGGUGUUAAUGGAACUGUAUAUGGGGUUGGUGUUUAUUUUUCAUCAGAUGCGGCUUACAGUCAUGGCUAUGCACGCCUAAAUGAAAAUGGAGAACGCAACAUGUUCGUAGCGCGUGUUCUUGUUGGGAAGACGACACCUGGCAACAGUUCCAUGAAAACCCCACCCCCUGGCUUUGAUUCGACAACAGAUGGUAGACAUAUAUUCGUUACGUAUCACGAUGUUCAAGCAUACGCCGAAUACUUGAUUACAUAUAAAUAA